Molecule: messenger RNA, 2380 nt
Organism: Ceutorhynchus assimilis (cabbage seed weevil)
Lineage: Eukaryota; Metazoa; Arthropoda; Insecta; Coleoptera; Curculionidae
Source: the annotation of a GenBank genome assembly
UUGUGCAAUAAACUGCAUCUCGAUAUGAUUUGGUGGCCGGUAUAUUUUCUGGCGCUUUGCGUUGCAACUUUCCUCUUUUUGAAAUAUAAACACAAUUACUGGAGAAGAAGGGGUGUAAGGCAAUUUGAGCCCGAGUUCUUCUUCGGAAAUGUUAGAGAGGCUGUUCAAGGAAAAGCUAAGAUUAUUGAAAUUUGCAGAAAGUACUACUAUGAUUUGAAGAAAAAAAAUGAACUUUAUGGGGGAAUAUAUUUAUUUUAUAGUCCUGUCUUGUUGCCUGUCAAUCCGGAAUUAAUCAAACAAAUUUUGACCAAAGAUUUCGAACACUUUACCUCUCAUGGAUUAUUUCACCACGAAAAUGACUAUAUGCAUAAUCAUCUUUUUAACGUCGAGGGAGAGAUUUGGAAAAACCUACGAUCAAAAUUGACACCAACAUUCACUUCUGGAAAAAUGAAGGGCAUGUACGAGAUACUAUAUAGUUUAGCUGACCGUCUUGAAAAGAAAACUGGAAACUAUGCCAAAACAGGAAAACCAGUUGAAAUAAAAGAGCAUGCAGCAUGUUUUGGUACUGACGUUGUGGCUACAUGUUUCUUUGGUCUGGACAGUGACUGCUUGAAUGUGCCAGAGAGCGAAUUUAGGAAGUAUGGCAAAUUGAUAUUUGCUCCAAGACCUGUGAGAUUUGUCAUGGAAAUGCUCAUUAAUUGGAACCUACUUGGCGCGUUGGGACAUACAUUUGCACCCAAAAAAAUUACGAAGUUCUUUACCCAAGUGAUUACGGAAACGGUCGCUUAUAGAAAGAAAAACAACGUGUCAAGGAAAGAUUAUAUGGACCUUUUAAUACAACUACAGAAUGAAAAUCAGUUGAAUGAAAAGGAACUUAUAGCUAAUACCAUGGUUAUGUAUGCUGCAGGGUUUGAAACUUCAUCAACUACAACUACUUUCCUCAUGUACGAACUGGCUAAGAAUCAAGACAUUCAGGACAAAGUCAGAGAAGAAAUCUUAGGUAUAUGCAAAAAAAAUCAAAGCGGGGAAGUUACUUACGAUGACCUAGCAGACAUGAAGUAUUCUGAAAUGUGUAUAUAUGAAACUUUAAGACGAUACUCGCCUGCAACAGAAGUUCCAAGAUGCUGCACCAAAACUUACACGGUUCCUGGUACUGACACCGUAAUUGAAAAAGAUACUUUCGUAAUUAUUCCUGCUUGGCUCAUCCAUAUGGACCCAGAAUUUUAUCCGAACCCAGAAAAAUUCAACCCGGAAAACUUUGCAGCUGAACAUAAACAUUCAAGACACGACUUUGUGUUUAUGCCUUUUGGAGGUGGACCCAGAUUGUGUAGGUAUAGGUAAUUUUAUUGAUUUAGUAUUUAGCUGACUUUCGUUCUAAUCAAUAAUCGUAUCUCUUUAUUUUAGGUUUUAGAUUCGCCUUGAUGCAAAUUAAAGUGAAUUUAAUAAAACAACUCAGAAAAUAUAGAUUUACACUAAAUUCAAAAACGCCAAAAAAUUGUACUUUUGAAUCACUAUCUUUAACUUUAACGGCUAAAGAGAAUUUAUAUUUGGAUGUUACUCCAGUAUAAUAUGACCCUAUUUAAAUUUAUUUACAGUAUAAAUGGUGUUUUAUUGAUAAAGAUGUAGCUUUGCUUUGCUCAAUUAUUUUUUUAGGCACCCUAGGUUGUACCAAAUGGAGGUCGAGUUGAGUACUGGUACUGAAGGUUUAAAGUCAACCCCUAUUUUCUGAACCUUGCGUUCAAAAAUUCCAAAAAAAAAUAUAUGUUUUAUGGUUAUUGAUAUACUUUAAUCCAUAAUUUUUGAACUAACCGAAACUAACCCAUCCACGUAAUGCGUGCUAGUCCUUGCAUGUAAAUAUUGAAUUUAGUACACUUAUAAUCAGUAUUAAAUGAACUGUAAUGAAACUAAGCAAAAAUAUACAAAGUAGCCCAAACUAACCCGUCCACGUAAUGCGUACUAGUCCUUGCAUGUAUUGAAUCUAGAAAAAAACAGCGCGCUUCGCGCGCUUUGUUAUUAACCAGUAGUCUAGUACACUUAUAACCAGUAUCACUGGCGUGGCCAGGAUUUUGUCUUGGGGGGGACAAAUUUGCAGGAAGUGUUUCUUGUUGGUUCAUCGCAAGUGCUGCCGAAGGCAAAGAGCCGCAGUCGCGAAAUUUUUGAAUGCAAGGCGGUUUUUUUGGGUCUUUUAACAGUAUUUUUGGGAUCAUUUUUUCUAAUUUUCAAGAAUUAUCUAUAAAAUUUAAAGAUUUUGGGGGGGCAAAUGCCCCUCUCCCCCCCACCCCGGGCUACGCUACUAGUCCUUGCAUGUAUUGAAUUUAGAAACAAAACAUGCAAAGCAAUUUUUUCAAUGUAACUGAUUUCAGCUAUUCUAAAGUCCGGA